Clupea harengus (Atlantic herring) is the source of this 1166-nucleotide messenger RNA. Its product is annotated as unconventional myosin-Va-like. Gene Ontology annotation, biological process: actin filament organization. The record is from RefSeq and is a predicted model, not a curated record. Gene Ontology annotation, molecular function: actin filament binding; microfilament motor activity; ATP binding. The transcript has 3 exons. NCBI's taxonomy places the organism in Eukaryota, Metazoa, Chordata, Actinopteri, Clupeiformes, Clupeidae. Gene Ontology annotation, cellular component: cytoplasm; actin cytoskeleton; myosin complex. Bases 784 to 1140 code for a protein of 118 amino acids.
GACAAAUGAUCAAUGAGAGUUUUAGUCAUUUGAUUGCUGUUUUGGCCGCCUAGACUUGAGUGUUUCCAUGACGGUGGCAUAUCUAAAACCUGUAAAUAGCAUGACCUUUGGCUGCUCAUUACCUGGCAUUUGGAGAUGUUAGCAGAGGCAAACACACUGAUAAUAUAUACCAUUACAGACUACAUAAUACUGUUCUGUUUUGUGGGUUCUGAGGUUACAGUAGAAACUUCUCUCAAGUAUUUAAUUGGUGAUGGUGAUCUAAGGAACAACUAUUUAGGUUUGUUACUGGUAAAGAAGUCUCGGACAGGAUCGGGUGUAUAUUUUAUGUCACAUUUAGUAUUCCAUUCAGAAUAUACACAAUCUAUCAUGUCAUUUUGCUCAAAUGUUUUAUACAGAGAGUAAAUGUGGCAAAAUUCAAAUACAUAUAUUGAUAUAUUUUUGCUUUAUUGAACCAUCAUGUUAAUUGAAGUUCCUUGAACAUCUUCACUGUUUUUGAAAGCGUAGCACCAUGAAAAGCUUGGGGCCAUCUAGUGGCAUAGAGUCCACCAGCUGAAGUGAGGCAGUCCCAUGUCUUCUGGAGAUUAACAGUUAACUAGCCGUGCAGAGGUAAGUGGUUCCAUCCUCCAUGGAGCAAAGUGCAUAGACACAGUCGUUCUCACUGAGCAGGCAACAGGAAAGUGGACAACACCAUCCUCUGAGAGGAUCCUCCUGUUGUUCAUGUUUGGAUUUAGUGAACCUCAAAGGCCUCAAUCAUUUUGAAUCUGCCCAAUCAACCCUGCUGGCAUGGCAACAACCGAGUUAUACACCAAGGGUGCGUGUGUGUGGGUGCCAGACCCUGACAGUGUGUGGGUGUCCGCUCGGCUCCUGCAGGACUUCAACCCGGGCGAUGACCAGCUCCAGUUGCAGCUUAGCGAUGGCAGGGAGCUGUCCUACCCAGUCACAGCCACGGCUGAACUCCCUCCGCUUGGUAACCCAGACAUCCUGGAGGGGGAGAAUGACCUGACGGCCCUCAGCUUCCUGCAUGAGCCUGCUGUCCUGCACAACCUCCGGGUCCGCUUCCUAGACUACAGCAGCAUCUACACUUACUGCGGUAUGCCAGACAGGCAGUGGCGCUCUGACGUAAUGUUUGUAAUUCAGUAGCGAAAUAAAUAAUGUGUUUAUAUUUA